This is a messenger RNA of Quercus robur (English oak), 1455 nucleotides long. RefSeq lists its product as uncharacterized. The record is from RefSeq and is a predicted model, not a curated record. The coding region runs from base 441 to 1286 and encodes 281 amino acids. The transcript has a single exon. Lineage: Eukaryota; Viridiplantae; Streptophyta; Magnoliopsida; Fagales; Fagaceae.
UCUCACGCCUCCCCUCUCAGUCUUCUCUCGCUAAAAACCAAGCCCUCGUUUCUCUUUUCUACUCUAUACGCCUAUUCACAUCUCUCUCUCUCUCUCUCUCUCUCUCUAGGAACAAGUCCAAGGGAAUAUUAAGAUGCACGCAUACACAAUUCCAUUCAACCAUCUACUAAUCUCUAAUAAUAUUUCUCUCUAUAUAUAUAAAUAUAUAUUCACGCACACUCACCUGCACCAUUAUUCAUUUCCUUCAAAUCAAUAUCUCACCUCCCCACAAAGACCAAGCUAAAGUUACGUUAUCGAAUACAAAUUUUCUGUCUUACUUUAUGCUUAACUAAACCUUUUAACGCGACGUUCUCAAAUCUCAAAUCUCAAAUCUCAAAUCUUACAUCCGUGUCUGAGCCAUUUUGUUGUGCUUUAUAUCUGAGGAUUAUUAUUAUGAGCAAAUGGGCAUCAUCAAAUACUUCAAUCUUCAAAUGAUACCUUGGUGUUUCCACUUAAUGGGAAACCAUGUCUCUUGCAUGCAACUCCAGCCAGAGCCAGAACCAAAGCCAUCAUCACUACCAGUUGGCUCUAUAAAGCUUAUCAAAUCAGAUGGUCUAGUCAAGAUCUACCACCGACCUAUCCAUGCUUCAGAGCUCAUGGUAGAGUUUCCAAAGCACUUAGUGUGCCGCUCAGAUUCAAUUUACAUAGGCCAGAAGAUCCCAGCUCUUUCAGAUAACGAUGAGCUUCAGCCAGGCCACAAGUACUUUCUUCUUCCAAAGCAUUUCUUCCAAUCUGUUCUAUCAUUCGUGACCAUAGCUUCCUUUGCCUCCUCCUCUCAUCAACAAGAAUCAUCUUCGUCUCCAUUGAUCUCUAAAGACUCAAGAAAUGCAUUUCUAAAGAAAGCAGCCACUUGCCAACCUUUUGAUAUACAAAAAACCACAUCUGGGUGUCUGAGGAUACGCGUUUCGGAUGAGUUCAUAUCACAAUUGUUGGAAGAAGGGAAGAUGAGAGAAGAGAAUGAGGAAAAAAGCGAGAGCUCAAGUAAAGCUACUGCUAAGAGUGUAGUAUGCACUACGCCUCAAUUGCAAAAGGAGUAUCAGCAGCUUGUUGGGUCACGUUUGUGGAAGCCGAAGCUUGAAACCAUAAAGGAGAAAGAGAAGAGAAAACUGUCUUCAUUCGGGAUAAAGAGAAGGAAGAAAUCGCAACCAAAAGGGCCUCAAAAGACUCUCAGAUCAGAACACCACCUUCAUGUAACUUGUACCAAGCCUCCUUCAAAGGCCAAGAUCAAGAUUAAAUCAAGAAAAUGAUUAUAUAUAAAAUACAAGCCCUUUUAGUUCUUACUUUUUUUCUUUUUUCUUUUUUCUUUUUUGCUUUUUGGUCUUUUUGGGCUUUUAUGGGACCUGAGUAUUCUGUAAAACUUGGUUUAGUGUAGAUACAAGAACUAACUCAAUUAAAUGUGAAAUGCAAUUUCUAUCU